AGGAGCGCGCCUGGCGCGGACUGGCGGGGGCCCGCGUGGGGCGGCGGCCGCCUUGCCCCCCGAGAGGGCCUCGCGCGCCCGCCUUUCUCCUUCCGGCGGCGCCGCCGCAGCCACAUCCCGGGCGGGGCGGCGGCGCCGAGGCUUCCCGGCGGGCCGGCCUCCUGCGCUCCCCGGACGCCGGGACCCCGCGCGCCUCGCCCCCGGGCCCGCGAGACCCGAGCCGAGCUUCGCGCCUGGGGCCGCGGAAGGGCCCGAGGACCCCGACAGGCUCCGGCUGCCCGGAGGUUAUUCAUUCACGAUAUGACAUUUGGCUAGAAUUUGCCAGGGCAUUAAAGCUUGACGAAAUACAAAACCCAGCAAACAUCUUGCAUUGAAAGCUUUGAUCAUCCUACACAGGAAUCUUUACCCAAUAUCAAACAUAUAAACCAGCGACAGGAGGAGCCAAGAACCUCGGGCAAAGCAGAUACGGCAAGGAAAUGUGGACCAGGCUUCAGAAGCCCUGCCAGGGGAACCUGGGAAACACGGUGCACCUGCUGUGUGGGGACCUGAGGGCGAAGGUGCAGGUGCAGGCUGGGCCUUGGGGAGAGCUCCCGGUCGAAGGCUGGAGAACCCCUUGGGGGAAGGAAGUGGGGUCGCAGGGAGGUCCUAGGAGGCGAGGACCUGUCAUUGAGGCCGGAGGAGCGCUGAUGCCCGGCCCCCGUGAGCCCGGUCUGCCAGCGCACACAGGCUCUCCGGAAUCAUCCGCCGUCGGCACACGUGGAGCAGACCAGCUCCCUGCUGCCCUGGGGUGAUGGACGGGACUGUCAGUGGACACCAGCCCAGCCUAGCGUGGUCUCUCUCUCCAAGUGACUUGGUUUGGCUUCAAGAAGCCCUGUGUUAAAGGAAGAAUCACUGAAUGGCUGACAUUUGACAACAUGCACCACCAGUGGCUUCUGUUGGCCGCAUGCUUUUGGGUGAUUUUCAUGUUCAUGGUGGCCAGCAAGUUCAUCACACUGACCUUUAAGGACCCUGAUGCCUACAGCGCCAAGCAGGAGUUUCUGUUCCUGACCGCCGUCCCCAACUCGGGGAGGUCGCCGGGAGAGACGCACUUCCCUGAGGAGCUGAAGCCGACUGGGAAGAUGCUGUCGGGCGGCCGGCUCGUUCAGCCCCUGGUCUACAUGCAGCGCCUGGAGCUCAUCAGAAACGUGUGCAGGGAGGACGCCCUGAGGAACCUCUCACACACCGCCGUCUCCAAGUUCGUCCUCGACCGGAUCUUCGUGUGUGACAAGCACAGGAUUCUCUUCUGCCAGACCCCCAAAGUGGGCAACACGCAGUGGAAGAAAGUGCUGAUCGCGUUGAACGAAGCAGUUGAAAUUCAGAGAUCUAAAGGAGCCUUUCCUUCCAUCGAAGAGAUCCCCGACAAUGUGGUGCACGACCACGAGAAGAACGGCCUCCCACGCCUCUCUUCCUUCAGCGAUGCAGAAAUUCAGAAGCGCUUGAAAACAUACUUCAAGUUUUUUAUCGUAAGAGAUCCCUUCGAGAGACUGAUUUCUGCCUUUAAGGAUAAGUUUGUUCACAACCCCCGCUUUGAGCCUUGGUACAGGCACGAGAUUGCCCCCGGCAUCAUCAGGAAGUACAGGAGGAACCGGACGGAGACCAGGGGCAUCCAGUUCGAGGACUUCGUGCGCUACCUGGGUGAUCCAAACCACAGGUGGCUGGACCUUCAGUUUGGGGACCACAUCAUCCACUGGGUGACGUAUGUGGAACUGUGUGCACCCUGUGAGAUCAAGUACAGUGUCAUAGGUCACCACGAGACCCUGGAGGACGACGCCCCAUACAUCUUGAAAGAGGCUGGCAUAGACCACCUGGUGUCUUACCCCACCAUCCCCCCAGGCAUCACCGCCUAUAACAGAACCAAGGUCGAGCACUACUUUCUGGGCAUCAGCAAACGAGACAUCCGGCGCCUGUACGCACGUUUUGAAGGGGACUUUAAGCUCUUCGGGUAUCAGAAGCCAGACUUUUUGCUAAACUAAUGUGUAGGACUGUGAGUUCAAAUAUCUUCGUUGGACCAGAGGCUAACCAGGUGGAGAUCUGGGCACAGAAAUGGCACUUCCUCCAUCACACUCCUGAAGACGCCGCAGCUCCUGUGGACCUGGGAAUGCCUCAGCUGGUGAAGCUGGACCCUGACCGUUACGAUCUAGUUUGCACAGAAGGUGCACAGAGGGCCCUGGCCUCCACCCUAUCCUGCCCCAGUGCCAUCAGGCCUUUGCACUCCUCAGGGGGGAAGAAGACUGCAACAUUUGCAGUCGAACAGGAGGAAAAAGCCUUGAGUCACCUCCCUCGGUUGUCAGACGCCUGCAGCAACUCUGGAGGGCAGGGCGGUCCUGCAAGUUCCCAAGGGAUUGCAGGCAUGGCCCCCAGCAGUCUCAGAGAGAUGGAAGAGCCUGCAGACAUCACAAGGGCCGAGACAGCAUUAAAUCUGAGUAAUAAAUGUACACCCUAGCUUUCAUCUUGGCACCUCUGUUGUCACAGAGGCAAACCUUUCUUUCCAUGACUAUUUUGUUCCUGGGAAAUUCAGGGAUGACCCGAGGGCAUUUUCCGGCAGUCCAUCUUCAGAAUACGUGCUUGUGUGCUGCUCGGCCAGGUUUCCGAAUCUCCACCUGCCACGUGAUGAUCUCAUUCAGCCCAAUAGAUCCAGUUUUGGGGAGUGUACAUUCUUCCCACCUGAGAAAGGGAACAUCUUUGGGGACCUUAAAGGGAGCAUGGCCUGGGAAGAGGCAGAGCUGGCUGGGUGCUGGAGCUCAGGCUGCCCUGGACUUGGGCACAUCCGUCCUGAUGACUGCCUGCCUCUUGUCUCUGAUGGUCCCUCAUGGAUGGGUACGGGUGUUGGCGGGGGCUGGGCGGGGUCUUCACCUGUCUCGUCCAAGGCCAGGCCGUCCCGGGGCGAAGGCAAGCAUGGCAACGUGCCCGAAUUGCCCCGUCAGUGCAGUUUACACAUCUCAGUCUCCUUUCAUCUCAGUAAAAUGCAUACCACUGGACCCACUUCUGAUGAUGCCAUCAUCCUGGACUGCAAGUUGGAUAAUCAAGUUCACCAGCAAUAAAAUCCUGGGCGGAGGUGGCCCCAAUAAUGCAUCUUCCAGGCACGGAGGAGCAGGCCACGCUACCACUUCAGAUGCCGUCCAACAGCGAGGCCCCUCAAGGUACAGGACAGUUUCCCUGUGAAAAGUCCCGAGUGUCCGGCCAAUCUGCACAGGGCCUGGGAGCCCACCUUUUCCGCCAGGCAGCCUCCACCGUCCCUUUCUCGGUGUGGCUUCCUGAGUUUGUAAAUGUGAAUGUAACAUGAAAUAAAAAAAAAAAACACGUGCCAACCUGACAUGGGCCGCCA
This is a messenger RNA of Hippopotamus amphibius kiboko, 3364 nucleotides long. RefSeq names its product carbohydrate sulfotransferase 10 (gene CHST10). Gene Ontology annotation, biological process: carbohydrate biosynthetic process; proteoglycan biosynthetic process. Gene Ontology annotation, cellular component: membrane. Lineage: Eukaryota; Metazoa; Chordata; Mammalia; Artiodactyla; Hippopotamidae. Bases 915 to 2012 code for a protein of 365 amino acids. The transcript is spliced from 10 exons. Gene Ontology annotation, molecular function: sulfotransferase activity. The record is from RefSeq and is a predicted model, not a curated record.